AAGUUGGAGGUUCCCACGCUUUAUUUACGCGCUGCCUGCUUCCCCGCCUCCUUUGGACUCGUGUUUGGCUGCUUCCUCCUCCUCCUCCUCCUCCUCCUCCUCCCUAACUCGUCGGAAAGAAGAGCUGCGGAGGCCCGAAAACGGGAAAGAGCCCUUGGCGUUUGCAAUUCCAUUUGCAUUGCAUUGCAUUGCAUUUCUUCUUUUCUUUUCUUUUUUGCAAACGACACUUUUUGCCGACACGCGUUGGCCCAAGAUCAUGGGAACGCCGGCAAAUCCCCGAGACGGGCUCCCGCUUUGAUCAUCAAACAAACAAGCAAAGGAGAGGGAGAGGGGGGGAAAAACCAGGAGCGCCCCGUGCAGCAGAGCCGGUUCGGGGAGGGCGGUGGGCUUCUUCUCCCCCCUCUCCAUGGCUGGGUGCCUCGAAGAGGACGACGUCCCCCUGAUCUUGACCUUAGAGGACGGCAGGAGACGGAGGCUCGAUCCGGAGGGGGUCCCCAACGAAAAUGGCCUCAAUUACGACGAGAUCCAUGAUAUGUCCAGCCCAGUGACGGGAGAACGGUGUUCUCCGUGGGAUCGCGGAAGACGGACUUGGGAAAUAAACUACCAGGAAGCUGCCAUUUAUCUACAGGAAGGCGAGAACAAUGAUAAAUUCGUCACUCAUCCCAAGGACCCCAAAGCCCUUGCUUCCUACCUCUUCGUCCACAACCAUCUCUUCUACCUGAUGGAGCUCACCACGGCGCUGUUGCUCUUGUUGCUGUCGCUAUGUGAAGCCCCCGCCGUGGCCAUAUUCCGCCUGGGCAUUUACGUCCAUGCCACCUUGGAACUGUUCGCCUUGACCGUUGUGUUGUUCGAACUCUCCAUGAAAUUAAGAUGGCUGGGCGGCCAUACCUACAUCCGGCACAAAAGGACCAUGGUUAAGACCUGCGUCCUCUUCCUGCAGUUUGUAGAAGCGGUCGUGGUCUUGGUGCGCCAGACGUCCCACCUUCGCAUCACCCGAGCCUUGCGGUGCAUCUUCCUGGUGGAUUGUCGUUAUUGUGGCGCCGUGCGAAGAAACCUACGUCAGAUUUUCCAGUCUCUGCCUCCCUUCAUUGAUAUUCUCCUUCUUUUGCUUUUCUUCAUGGUCAUCUUUGCGAUUUUGGGAUUUUAUCUCUUCUCUCCCAAUAAAUUGGACCCUUAUUUCAACACUUUGGAGAACAGCCUGGUGAAUCUUUUCGUUCUUCUCACGACUGCCAAUUUUCCCGACGUGAUGAUGCCUUCUUAUUCCCGAAACCCAUGGUCCUGUGUCUUUUUCAUUGUGUAUCUUUCCAUCGAGUUGUACUUCAUUAUGAAUUUGCUCCUGGCUGUCGUCUUUGACACCUUCAGUAACAUUGAAAAAAUGAAGUUCCGAUCACUGUUGCUUCACAAGCGCACCGCCAUCCAGCAUGCCUACCGCCUGCUGAUUAGCAAACAGAGACCCGCGGGGGUCGCUUUCAAGCAGUUUGAUGGCCUGAUGCGCUUCUAUGCGCCCCGGAUGAGCGUCCGAGACCGUUAUCUGACUUUCAAAGCACUGAGUCAAAGCAACAGCCCUUUGGUCAGUUUGAAAGAUAUGUACAGUUUCUACGAAGUGGCUGGUUUGAAAUGGAAGGCCAAGAGGAACCGAGAACAUUGGUUUGAUGAUCUUCCAGGGACGGCUUUUCUUAUUUUUAAAGGUAUUAACAUAUUAGUGAAUUCUCGGGCUUUCCAAUAUGGCAUGUAUGUUCUGGUGGCUGUCAAUGGUCUCUGGAUUCUGGUGGAAACCUUCAUGUUACGAGAUGGAAUCUUUUCUCGCGACGUCCCCUGGAGUUACAUCAUGUUCCUCACAAUCUAUGGGGUCGAGGUGCUGCUGAAAGUCACCGGCCUGGGACCGAAGGAGUACCUCUCUUCUGGGUGGAAUCUUUUUGAUUUUGCUGUCACCUUGUUUGCGUUUUUGGGUCUCCUGGCACUGGCGUUCGAUAUGGAGCCUUUCUACUUCAUUGUUGUGCUGCGGCCUCUGCAGUUGCUGAGGCUAUUUAAAUUGAAGAAACGUUACCGGAAUGUCUUGGAUACGAUGUUUGAACUUCUUCCUAGGAUGGCCAGGUACAGAGAAUGAAAGAUUCCUGCCUGGAUUGGUUGCUGGGGAAUUGAA
Molecule: messenger RNA, 2143 nt
Organism: Thamnophis elegans (Western terrestrial garter snake)
Lineage: Eukaryota; Metazoa; Chordata; Lepidosauria; Squamata; Natricidae
Gene: TPCN1
Product: two pore segment channel 1
Exons: 19
Coding region: 407-2107 (566 amino acids)
Biological process (GO): monoatomic ion transport; transmembrane transport
Cellular component (GO): endosome membrane; lysosomal membrane
Molecular function (GO): monoatomic ion channel activity; voltage-gated channel activity
Source: RefSeq, a predicted model, not a curated record